This is a messenger RNA of Penicillium salamii, 729 nucleotides long. Lineage: Eukaryota; Fungi; Ascomycota; Eurotiomycetes; Eurotiales; Aspergillaceae. The record is from the annotation of a GenBank genome assembly.
AUGCGUUUUCUUACUUUACCAGCACUAGCUACCUUAAUUGCGUCUGUCCAGAAUGCCUCGGCCUCUUUUGUGAACAGCACUGCGUGUGUAGAUGUACACUUUGUACUAGCUCGUGGAACUACAGAGUCUUAUCCUGGUUCUACAUAUUCACUUGCUUCACAGGUUGCUCAAAACACUACCCUACGCACGAACUACGAAAACAUCAUCUACCCUGCUGUCAGUGAGGAUUCAUCUGAUAGCUACUUCAUCGGACGUGCUGCUGUCGGCAGACAAGUCACAGCGUAUGCCCGAGAUUGUCCGCAAUCCCAAAUUGUGAUAUUGUCCUAUUCCCAGGGGGCUCUGAUCGUAGGGGAUGCACUUGCUGGUGGUGGUGGCAACUCGACCCUUGGAAAGCCGACUCAAGCACUCAUUUCCAGAGAUGUCGGGAAACAGAUCACUGCAAAUGUCUUCUACGGCAACCCUCGUCAUAUCGCGCAACAGCCCUACGAUUUCGGUACCACAGGUGUGAAACUCGUCGAAGGAAAAUAUCCUCGGCUGGCAUAUCAAGUCCGAACAUUCAAUGAGCGAUAUAGUGAGAUCACUGGGGAUUGGUGUAACGUUGGGGACGGCGUCUGCUCGCCCUCCGAAGGCGCCAAUGCUCUGAACCUCCACAUGGCGUAUGCGAAGGAUUAUGAUACCGUUGCUGCAGAUUGGGUGUUACAGAAAAUCAACGCAGCCCGCUCGCGAUGA